AUGGCUUCCAGAGCAAUUGUGAGGAGAAACAAGGCUGUUUUUUAUUACUUCAGCUCGUCUGCUCGUUCGGUUUACAGUCUCCAUGGUCUGCCGCAUGGAAAUCAACAGUUGGAUGGCUUUGAUGCCAAUUGUCAUCAGCAUUCGGAGGUAGCUGACAGAAAGGAACUCAAUGGUGCUGCAGUGAGAAGAGCAGAAUUGGUUGGUGUUCUGGGUGCAGGGAACUUCAGGCAUAGAUUCCAUAGCAGUGCAGUUUUGAGCCCCAGAUAUGUGAGAUCAGAGUUCUUUGGCCCGCUGAGAUACAUGUCCAUCUCUUCUGGUAAUGCAUCUACAGCCGCAGCUAAGCAGCCCGAGCUUGGCAGUGAUGAGGAGGGUAAUGGAGAUUCUGUUUCUAAAAAGAGAAAGGAAGUGUCCCCAGAAGAUUGUGAUGAAGCAGUUGAAGGCCUAAGCACUGCCAAAGCCAAGGCAAAAGCCAAGAAGUUACAGGAGUCUAAAAAUUUUGCGAAAUCCGUUUUGCAGAAGACAUGGGCCAUUCUUCUGGGAAUUGGUCCUGCCUUAAGAGCUAUAGCUUCAAUGAGCAGGGAAGACUGGGCCAAAAAGCUUACCCACUGGAAACAUGAGAUAGUCUCAACAUUGCAGCAUUACUGGUUAGGCUUGAAGCUAUUGGGAACUGAUGUUAGGAUCAGCAUAAGAUUGCUGUUGAAACUUGCUGGAGGGAAGAGUCUGUCCCGAAGGGAGAGGCAGCAGCUAACACGAACAACUGCGGACAUAUUUCGUUUGGUUCCUUUUGCCGUAUUCAUCAUUGUACCCUUCAUGGAGUUUCUGCUACCAGUAUUUCUGAAACUUUUCCCCAACAUGCUGCCCUCAACAUUCCAAGACAAAAUGAAAGAGCAGGAAGCAUUAAAGAGGAGGCUAAAUGCAAGGAUAGAAUAUGCGAAGUUUCUUCAAGAAACAGUGAAGGAAAUGGCAAAGGAAGUUCAAAAUUCACGAAGUGGCGAGACUAAGAAGACUGCUGAGGACCUUGAUGAGUUUUUGACCAAAGUUAGAAAAGGUUCUUCCGUCUCUAAUGAUGAAAUUCUAAGCUUUGCCAUGCUAUUCAAUGAUGAGCUGACUUUGGAUAAUAUUAGCAGGCCACGACUAGUCAGUAUGUGCAAGUAUAUGGGAAUCAGUCCUUUUGGAACUGAUUCGUAUCUGCGGUUUAUGCUUCGGAAAAGGCUUCAAAGCAUUAAAAAAGAUGACAGGAUGAUCCAGGAAGAAGGUAUCGAGACACUUACCGAGGAUGAACUUCGUGCGGAAUGUAGAGAACGUGGGAUGCUUGGGCUACGUUCGGUCGAGGAAAUGAGGCAACAGCUCCGUGAUUGGUUGGAUCUGUCUCUCAAUCAUGCUGUGCCAUCUUCUCUCCUAAUUCUCUCCAGGGCUUUCCUUGUGUCUGCAAGAGUUAGACCUGAAGACGCAAUUCAGCAAACACUUUCAUCUCUUCCUGAUGAGGUUGUGAAUACUCUUGCCAGUACUGGUUUGCCAUCUGAAGAUUCUGUUUCAGAAAGGAGAAGGAAGCUGGAGUUCCUGGAGGAGGAGGAUAAACGUAUCAAGGAGGAGGAAGAGAAGGAGGAGGAAGAGCUUGCUAGGAUGAAAGAACAUAAAGUACGUGAAGAUGAAGAUGUGGCAUUGAAAGAGAUGACUACACCAACUGCUAGGGAAGCUCAACAACUAGCGAGAGAAAGAACUUUGGAGAAACAGGAGGAGCUGUGUGAGCUCAGUCGUGCAUUGUCCGUUCUAGCUGCGGCAUCAUCAGUUAGUAGGGAGCGUGAAGAAUUCCUGCGAAUGGUCAAUAAGGAGAUUGAGCUUUAUAAUAGCAUGAGAGAUAGUGAAGGCAUAGAUGACGAGAAGGCAGCAAUGAAGGCUUAUAGAGCUGCUAAAGAUGAAAGCGAGCAGCGUGCAGCUGAAGUGGAAGAAGAAGAAGCUGAUGAAGUUUCUUCAGCACUUAUUGAUCGGGUCGACGCCAUGCUCCAAAAGCUCGAGAAGGAAAUUGACGAUGUGGAUGCUGAAAUUGGGGAUGGUUUCCGACUACUUGACAGGGAUUAUGACGGAAAAGUCACUCCUGAAGAAGUGGCAGCAGCAGCAAACUAUCUCAAGAACACCCUCGGGAAGGAAGGCAUCCAGGAAUUCAUCAGCAAUCUGGCAAAGGACUCUGAUGGGAAGAUUCGCGUGGAAGACAUUGUGAAGUUGGGGAGUCGUUUGGAAGAGGAGACUGGCGAGGCUGAAGAGGAUGAUGAACGGGCCAAGUGA
Molecule: messenger RNA, 2283 nt
Organism: Linum trigynum
Lineage: Eukaryota; Viridiplantae; Streptophyta; Magnoliopsida; Malpighiales; Linaceae
Source: the annotation of a GenBank genome assembly